AUGAUUAAAACGAAAAAUUCAGAAAAUAUUUUUUUAUUUAUUCCUAAUAUAAUAGGAUAUGCAAGAGUUAUUUUAGCCAUCAUUUCAUUUUAUUUUAUGAAGACACAUUAUGUAAUAGCGACUUCAUGUUAUAUUAUAUCGGCUCUCUUGGAUGCUUUCGAUGGUCAUGCUGCUCGAUAUUUUAACCAAAGUACUAAAUUUGGGGCAAUAUUGGAUCAAUUAACAGAUAGAUGCGGAACGAUGGGACUAUUGGUCGUACUUAGUAAUUUUUAUCCAACAUACUUAUUUUGGUUUCAAAUGGUCAUGAUCAUCGAUGUCGCAUGUCACUGGAUUUAUUUACAUUCAUCACUUUUACAAGGGAAAACAUCGCAUAAAUUUGUCGAUCUCUCGGAGAAUGCAAUCAUGAGAUUGUAUUACACCAACAAAACAAUUUUGUUUUUCAUGUGUGCAACAAACGAACUUUUCUUUGCAUCUCUUUACCUUCUUAAUUUCACUCCUGGUCCUAUGAAAAUUUUCAAAAUUCUCACAUAUGCCACUGCUCCCUUCAUGUUAAUUAAAAAUUUCAUAAGCUUAAUACAAUUAUUUGUCGCUUGUAAAAAUAUCGGUGUCAUCGAUGUUAAAGAACGAGAAUCCCUUGGAAAAAAUGAUUAA
This is a messenger RNA of Pediculus humanus corporis (human body louse), 651 nucleotides long. Its product is annotated as CDP-diacylglycerol--inositol 3-phosphatidyltransferase, putative. The record is from RefSeq and is a predicted model, not a curated record. Bases 1 to 651 code for a protein of 216 amino acids. Gene Ontology annotation, biological process: phosphatidylinositol biosynthetic process. The transcript has 4 exons. Gene Ontology annotation, cellular component: Golgi apparatus; membrane. NCBI's taxonomy places the organism in Eukaryota, Metazoa, Arthropoda, Insecta, Psocodea, Pediculidae. Gene Ontology annotation, molecular function: CDP-diacylglycerol-inositol 3-phosphatidyltransferase activity.